AUGUCAGUUUCUACUGACAUAAGUUUAAUGGAUAUCCUUUUCGACAGGGAUGAUCCUGUUUUGAAAUUUGCCGAAGACAAAGAUGUUUUCAAGCAAGAAUUUGAUGUUCUCGAUUCAAAAUCAGAUUUACUUUGUGAAAAGCUUGAGCCAUGGGUGUCAGAUGCUGAUGAACUCCUGAAAGAUAUUUUAAAUGAUGAACAUUUUAACUUGCUUGAUAGAGAUCCAGAAGAUAGCGAAUUAAAUUGUUUUGACACGACUUUGUCCGAUUGGAAACCGAUAACAAACGAUGAAUAUGGUAUUAAAGAAGUUGUCGUCGGAUCUUCUUCAAGUGCCUAUUCAGAUAGUGGGCUCUCUAGCGAUCAAGUUUCCCCAGGAUUACCAAUUGAUUAUGAUUUCACACCUAACCAAUUGGAUGAUGAUGAAGAUGCGGAUGAUGAUGGGCACAUAUCUUCAGCCGUUUCGACUAUCAGCGAUGCUUCGGCAACUUUACUUUCUGCAAGCGACAUAAAAAUAGAACCUCAAGAAAUUAAUUCAUCAUCCCUGCUUGAAGAUGAAAUGGCAGUUUUGGGAAUUCUUCCAUCCGAAACUCAUCAAGUUGAAAUAGAAAAAAAAAAAAUUCAGCAAAUAACAAAUUUAUCAUCAUCAGUUGUAACAACAAAUCCCAGAUCCAUACUUCUUCCGGUUAACACUGGAAAUGGAAUUAAAACAUACAAAAUAGUGAACAGUUCAAAUGGUUGUAAAACAUUCAAAGCUGUCAAGCAAUUGGAAAAGGCUAAACCUGUCGUUUUAAAAACUGUCAGACCUACAGGAAUGCCGUUGGUAUUGAAAAAUGUUAAAAAUCAAAGUGCCCAGAAAAAAAUUAAAAGUAGAUCGAUUAAAUAUGUAGCAGAAGAAACGGAUGAAGAAGAGGAAAUAACAGUUUUGUCCGAUUCUGAAGAUGACAAAGUUAAAUCUCAAUAUCCGAGAUUGAUUUUAUCACCGGAGGAGAAAAAAUUAAUUCAAAAAGAAGGAGUUCGUUUGCCUUCGCAUUAUCCAUUGACAAAAUUUGAAGAAAGGGAAUUGAAAAGGAUUCGAAGGAAAAUUAGAAAUAAAAUAUCAGCUCAAGAUUCGAGAAAAAGAAAAAAAGAAUAUUUAGACGGAUUGGAAGAUAGAGUUAAGCAAUGCACAGAAGAAAAUUUAUCCUUGAUAAAGAAAAUAAAACUUCUUCAAUCUCAAAAUCAAUCACUUAUGACGCAAGUUAAAAAAUUGCAACUCACGUUGGCUAAAACGACAACGAAAACAGCUCAACCGGCCACUUGCCUGAUGGUGAUCAUGUUGUCGGUUGCUCUUAUAAUGGCUCCAAAUCUGAGAAUAACACAAAAUAACGAAAAUGAUAUUGGAGAUCAAGAAGUGUCAGACAAAACGUUGCAACCUGUUGCAGGUCGUACUCGGAGUUUGUUGUCGAAAAGCACUUCGCAAGAUUCCGUCAACGAGGAAGAUGGUAAAAUUUCACAAGAAAUGCAAUCGGAUCGAUCUACUUCCGUUCAUACAAACAGUCCAUAUUCUUACAUGCACAUGGAAUUAUCGUCUCGAAACAAUUACAUUUUAAAAUCGGAUCGUUCUAGAAAAUCGUCGAUCGGAAGUUCGUCAAGCGGUUACGAUAGUCCACCACAUUUUUUGGUCGAUCACGAUUACGAUCCACCGCCUGCUAAAAAGAAUCGAUUUCAUUUUUCUGAAAAUGAAGAAACGGAGGAAGAGAUGUUGAGAAAAAAAUUCAUACUUCCGCCCGUCGAUGAUAUAUGGCCGGAACCAUCGUCGGUCGAAAAGGUCGGGACGAAACCUAAAGAAUUUAUUAUUCCAGACAUCGAUGAUGAGUGGGUACCCAAACAAUCGGUACUCGCGGAUAAAAUCGAGUCACUAACGACGGAGGUUAAGGUAAACAUAUCUGAUUCCAAGGGCACACGCACGGUCGUCAUUCACGUUCCGAAAGAGCAAGAAUAA
Molecule: messenger RNA, 1980 nt
Organism: Pediculus humanus corporis (human body louse)
Lineage: Eukaryota; Metazoa; Arthropoda; Insecta; Psocodea; Pediculidae
Product: cAMP-response element binding protein, putative
Exons: 7
Coding region: 1-1980 (659 amino acids)
Biological process (GO): regulation of transcription by RNA polymerase II
Cellular component (GO): nucleus
Molecular function (GO): RNA polymerase II cis-regulatory region sequence-specific DNA binding; DNA-binding transcription factor activity, RNA polymerase II-specific
Source: RefSeq, a predicted model, not a curated record